CCCCGCCCCGCCCCGACCGCCCACCAUCCCGUCUCCAGGACGUGCUGGCUGCGCGGCUCCCAGACCCCUUCGCGGUUGGAGGGUUCCCGGACGACCCGAAGCGUACGGUUAUCCGUCGGAAGCUGGCGGAGGCCGGUCCACGGGGGAGAGAGCAGCAGAGCGUAGCAGAGCCUGCCCUGCACGCCCAGGGAGAAGUAGGAAGGAGGCAGAGUUAGGUGAGGGAGCGCGGAGCCAGUGAGCUUGGGGUCCGACUCCAGCCCCGGUUCAGGACCCAGACUGGUCCGCCAGGCCCCAAGCCGGUGUUACAACCCGCAUCUGUAGAGGACAGAGCGGACACAGGGACGGACCGGAUACGGGCAUAUGGCUUCUCCGUUCCUGUCCGCGGGAGCCACCACGGGCGACAGCAGCGGAGAGAUGAGCUCUGGGGACGACUCCGGGGAUGUGGAUUCCCUCCAGAGCCCCGAGACCGAGGCGUCCAGGAGACUGGCAGAGCAGUUUGAGAAGGCUGCAGCGCACCUCCAAGGCCUGAUUCACGUGGCCAGCAGGGAGCAGCUUUUGUACCUGUAUGCCAGGUACAAGCAGGUCAAAGUUGGAAAUUGCAAUACUGCUAAACCAAGCUUCUUUGAUUUUGAAGGAAAGCAAAAAUGGUAAGAAAUUCUUG
Hipposideros armiger (great roundleaf bat) is the source of this 661-nucleotide messenger RNA. RefSeq names its product acyl-CoA-binding domain-containing protein 6-like. The record is from RefSeq and is a predicted model, not a curated record. Lineage: Eukaryota; Metazoa; Chordata; Mammalia; Chiroptera; Hipposideridae. The transcript is spliced from 2 exons. Bases 361 to 651 code for a protein of 96 amino acids. Gene Ontology annotation, molecular function: fatty-acyl-CoA binding.